Nicrophorus vespilloides is the source of this 380-nucleotide messenger RNA. RefSeq lists its product as uncharacterized. The transcript is spliced from 2 exons. The coding region runs from base 16 to 351 and encodes 111 amino acids. NCBI's taxonomy places the organism in Eukaryota, Metazoa, Arthropoda, Insecta, Coleoptera, Silphidae. The record is from RefSeq and is a predicted model, not a curated record.
CAGCUUCGUUCCGUUAUGUUGGCAACGGACGUCGUUGUCAAUAUAAAUACUUUUCAACUGGCUGACAAUUCUUUUAUUCCUGUCUUUUUUGCUCGAUAUCCAAAACUACCAGUGCACCAAAUUGAAAUUGGAAUUUUUCGGUUAGGAAUUUGCGGGAUCCACGGGAAAUUGGGCACAGUUUUCUGCGGAAAGUUGCUGAUUUUACUAGUGCGGAGGCAUCCGAGCGGCGCCGAGCGACACCAACGAUCAGCAGCCAUCAGUGUGCCCUCUCACAAACAACAAGCAUCGGCCCUUAAUUUGAGGCCAUACGCUAUAAUAGAAAUAAGUGCCUGGACCGAGAGGGAUUUCUAGGCAGCUGUAGUAAACUCACCACGACGGAG